Messenger RNA from Vigna umbellata (rice bean), 2454 nucleotides. Its product is annotated as endoribonuclease Dicer homolog 2-like. Gene Ontology annotation, molecular function: RNA binding; ribonuclease III activity; protein binding. NCBI's taxonomy places the organism in Eukaryota, Viridiplantae, Streptophyta, Magnoliopsida, Fabales, Fabaceae. Gene Ontology annotation, cellular component: cytoplasm; nucleus. The record is from RefSeq and is a predicted model, not a curated record. Gene Ontology annotation, biological process: siRNA processing.
GACGAUGAAUUUGCAACUCUAUUCUCCAUCGUCCCAUCAGCAUGAAAGAAUCAGGAAACGAGCACCCCUGUUAUGUCCCACCAGAACUGGUGAAUUGUUCAUCAAAAGCUUACAAUGUGACGUACCAAUACUAUUGCUAUUUGAUGGAGUUGAAGCAGGACUACAAGUAUGAAGUGUUCGUUCGUGACAUUGUACUUGCAAUUAGGUCUGAACUUGACCCCCAAAUCAUAGACGCAUUAUCAGGCACAUCAUUUGUUGUUGAAAGGGGAAAAUUGUCACUCAACCUUUCGCCUGCCAAACGCAUUCAACUUAGCCCUGAAGAGGUUGAGCAAUGUAGAAGAUUUCAGACUACCCUGUUUAGGAUCCUGCUGAAUCGGGACGAAAACGAGUUACCAAGUGCUUCAGAUAAUUUCAGUUUCGGAGAUAAUCCUGAAUUUGAUUAUCUUCUGCUCCCAGCCACAGUUGAACACCAGAGUCCUUCAAAUUCAAUUAUUGAUUGGAAGUCUGUAAAAUCUUUUCCUUUUUCAUCAGCAAGUACAUGUGAUUGCAAUUGCAAGGAUCAUGCAUGUGACGUGAGGAUAAAAAAUGGUUCAGUUUGCUCUUGCAAACUUGAAAACUGUGUUGUCUACACUCCUCAUAGUAAGUCUUUCUAUACCAUGACUCCUAUAAUAUGGGAUUUGAAUGGCAACUCAACACUACGACACCUUGGUCGUCAUGGAACUGCCACAUACAAGGAGCACUUCAAAAACAAGCACGGGAUUGAUUUGCGUUUUCCAGAACAAUCUCUACUUCGUGGAAGGAAAGUUUUUGAAGUCGGGAAUUACCUUUUGAAGGAUAGGAAAAAUAAGAAUAAAGGAGAAAAAAUGGGUUCUGAAGAAUUGCCGCCAGAACUUUGUUCCGUAAUCAUGUCACCAAUAUCAAUUGGUACCGUAUAUUCAUUUUCUUUUAUGCCAUCAAUCAUGCAUUGGCUUGAGGGCUUGCUCGUCGCUUUCAACUUUAAAAAGAUGUUCUUGGAUCAUUGCACAAAAAAUGAUAUCCCAAUCAUCAAGGUAUUCGAAGCAAUAACUGCAAAGGGAUGUCAAGAGGCGUACAAUUACGAAAACUUAGAGACACUUGGAGAUUCUUUUCUAAAAUACGCUGUUAGUCAACAGCUUUUCAAGACCCGUCAAAACGAUCGAGAGGGUACCCUUUCCAAGCUCAAGGAAGAAGUCAUUUCCAAUGUUGCCUUGCGUAAAUUUGCUUCUGACAAAAAUCUUCCGGGUUUCAUACGAAUGGAAGCAUUUGAUCCAAAGAAGUGGAUCAUACCUGGCGAUAAGUCGAAGAGUCUCUUGUUAGAAGAAGGGUUGGUUUGCGGUGGAAGAACUAGCAUGUAUGUUGGUAGAAAGAGAAAAAUAGAACUCAAAAAGGUUGCUGAUGUCGUUGAGGCAUUAAUUGGUGCCUUUAUAAGCACAGAAGAUGAAGAAUCAGCUUUAUCGUUUAUUAAUUGGCUUGGAAUCGAGGUUGACACCAACAUUAAGCCUUAUGAGAGGCACCUUAGCAUUGACCCUGAGAAUCUUGUAAAAGUCAAAGAUUUAGAAUCUGUGCUGAAUUAUAAGUUUAAAGACCCUUACCUUUUAGUAGAGGCUCUCACCCACGGUUCUUACAAAGGACCAGAAAUUCGGACAUGUUAUGAGCGACUAGAAUUUCUUGGCGACGCAGUGUUGGACAAUUUGAUCACGAUGCAUCUCUACGGGGAAUAUGUCAAUGAAAAUUUUUCACCGGGAUUUCUGACUACCAUGAGGUCUAUUUCUGCGAAUAAUGAGUGCUACGCACUGUCAGCCAUUAAAGCUAAGCUUCACGAACACAUACUCUGUGACCCCGUAGUAGCAAAGAACAUUGAGAAGACAAUGAAAGGUGUUGAGAAUUUAUCUUUGGAUUCAACUUUCGGAUGGGAGCUAGAAACAUAUUUCUGUCCGGUGCUUGCAGAUGUUAUAGAGUCUAUAGCAGGAGCGAUUUUUGUUGAUUCAGGAUACAAGAAAGAGUUUGUUUUCAAAAGCAUAAGACCCCUUUUGGAACCACUUGUCACACCUGAAACAGCGAAGCGACAUCCUAUUUGUGAGUUGCAAGAACUGUGCCAGAAAAAUCAAUACAAAUUGACAGAGCACGAGCACCCCCCUGUCCGUGAAAACGAAGAAAUUUUGUUUAUAAUUGAGGUGAAAGCUAACAGGAUCACGCGAACUGCAAAGGCUUCUAAUAAGGAUACAGCUCGCAAAAUGGCCUCCAAGGAACUUUUAAAAGAAUUGCAGAUUUGCAAGUCUGUUGGCUAGUUCAUGUUGUACGCCCAAGGAAUGCUAUUAUAUCAAGGUUUUGUAAUCAUAUUAUAUGGUAUUUGGAGUGAAAUAAAAUAGAUUGAUGAACUAUCUGCAAUCGCAAUGAUUGGAAUCAAAUAGCCAUGUAAUAGAAAAUACCCUUAAA